AAAGGGUAAGUCUCUUGAGGUCGCAAAGUGAUCGUGGAAGUGAUUAGAUAACCACGUGGUGGACGAAUUGAGACGUAGCCGAAGAGAAUGAAAGCCUGGAGAUAAGUUGAACAUCGAGGAGCAUGGCUGGUUGUGCUCCUUGUCCUUUGAUAUCCAUGACCGAAACAUACCCCUCCGCAUAUUAAUUGUCUUAUGUCGCGAAUGACGCGCCUCAGACGGGAUACCCAGGAAACUCUCACUCCUCCGUUCCAGAGACCACUCCGUGUUGUGGCAUCUGGAACUCUGUUUCUAACUCAUACCCUUACUCUACCUUCAUACCCGGAACCAUCAUCUGUUACACGCGCACAUUCGGUCUUUCGCACUAGAGGAGGUUCUGCGAGCACAUGUCUUUCUAUCCUAGCACAGUUUCCCAAUGUCGACGCCAUGCUUGUCGCGCCGCUUGGGGGAAACGAAGAAGGACAGAUGAUCAUUCGAGAUCUCGAGUCUGAACGCGUCAGCACUAGGUUCUGUAAAAUUUGGGAGAACACUGGUGUCCCCAGUGCCUGGGUACUUCAUGCCGAACAACAUCGUAAUGGCGCGUUUAUAUCCAUUGGUUGAUUUGUAUGUCAUAUCGAAGUGCCUUGAUCACCGAUGCGCAGAUUUGUCACACUUUUCGCACAAUGCAUUGUAAAGGGCCGCCUGUGAUGACUUUAAUUCUACACUGCAGAUAAUACGGAUUCUAAGACUGUGAUCAACAACAACCCGCUACCGGACAUAACUCACGAAGAAUUCGUUUCCCUUCUUGGGCCCAUCCUUGCACCUGAGAACUACGCAUAUUUGAAUAAUCCCUCGAACUCGAACCCUGGCUCGCCUCCUUCGACUACUCAACAGUUAUCCUCCACCAACCCUCGUCCCUCGACUUCCAAUCCAAACCCAAACAGUCCAGCACCAUUCGAAUGGAUCCAUUUUGAAGGUCGAUCCGUCAAGACAACACUUAACAACAUCUCUGGCUUGGACGGUCUCGCAAAAGAGAAGAAAUGGCGGAGCCAUUGUGUGUUCAGCGUCGACGUGGGAAAGCGUACACGACAAGGCGUAGAGGCGGUCUGAUACCUCACGCGGAUGUGAUCUUCCUCAAUAAGCAAUAUGCCAUGGCGCAUUCCCGCGACUACGCAGAGUCACCAAGGGCAUUUUUACUUUCCCUCACUCAUUUAGCCCCUCCACAUGCUUUGUUAGUAGCUCACUGGGGAUCAGAUGGAGCUGCAGUCCUCUCAGUACCUACAAAGGAAUACUUCCAAAGUUCCGGUUGGGCCGAGCAGAUUCAUCCGAUGCCCACAGCCCAAUCGUCCGCUACGUCAGUCCAAGACGACCCCAUUGAACCAGUAGAAGAGAUGGUCAGUGUUCGUAGUGGGAGUGGAUUCUGGGCAGGACAUUAUACAGAAUCUUCAGGUGACUGGACGGCCUCGUCGGGUAUCCAGCGUCAACUCUCCUCUAGUUCCGGACCUUCGUCGUACACGCCUGCAAUGCCUUCUCGACGACAAAUGGAGAAGCGACGUCCGUCAGGACGACAUCAGCGUGGUGCAAGUGAUUCUUCUACCGAUUCAGACGAUACGCAGAUCGCCGGCCUGGCAGGGCGAGGAUCGAAUGGAAGUACUGGUUUGAAUAGUAGUAACUCGCGAUCUAAUGCAUCUUCUACACCGAUGCCCAACCCCAUCGUAGAUGAAGUGGGUGCAUCGGAUGCUUUCAUCGCGGGUAUGAUGUAUGCUUUAAGUAGGCGUAUGCUACCUGGAGAACCAUACACACCUUCUGCUGUGCACAAGGAUCGUGACGGAGCUGUGACUGGUGUUGCGGGUGCAGAUAAGGGUAAAGCUAAUGGGAACGGUAUUGUUGUGGAUAACGACCGUGGACGAUGGAGGUUGGAAGAAUGCCUAAGGUUUGCUACCGAAUUGGCAGGCCGUAAAGCCCGGAGAAGGGGAUGGGACGGACUUGCGGAAGAAAUGGCCAGGGCCGGUUGGUUUAAGGUGUGAUUUUUGGGGGGGACAAUAUGUACUGCUUCAUUUCUCCUUUUUCUGUUGAAUGCCACCAAAUUAAUGACGAUGUUGUAACGAUCCUUGGGCGCAUCUGAGCGGUCGCGAUGUCCAUGGAUUCCCUCUCUUCACGUUGGUUGUGUCUCUAUUGGCACUCACGCCUUUACGUAUGGGGGGUCUAUGAGGACCUAUCUGCGCUUCUGUAUCUCGAAGAACCUGCCCUGCGUUAUAUGACCUGAAUUCACAAUGUAUGCACCGACGUUGUAUAUUCGCUACGCUAGGGAACACCUUCUCAAGAUCUCACCCCCCACCCAUUCCGGAAUGACAAUGGCCAAGGACGCUACGAAGUUUGGGAUGUAGAAUAAUAACUCCUUGCAAGUUCGUGCUACCAGAGACAUCGUCUCGGAUGCAACAAGUAGAGAGAUAUCCGAUAUGCAUAUGUACAACCGACGAGAAAAUCGAUAAAACAACGAGACCCAGGCAUAAUAUGAAAACACACCCUAACGGUGCUAAAGCUGGCAAUCACUUUGAAAGCAUCAUCUGAUCG
Molecule: messenger RNA, 2550 nt
Organism: Somion occarium
Lineage: Eukaryota; Fungi; Basidiomycota; Agaricomycetes; Polyporales; Cerrenaceae
Source: the annotation of a GenBank genome assembly